AUCUCGGGUCACCCGGACCCGGCCUAGUCAUCAUACACAUUACACAAUUAGGGCUAGGGGUGUACAGGCAACAACGCUGACCCCUGACCUUGUCUUCUCUCCCAGCUCCUCGUUCGACUGACGACGGUGGCGACCGACGAUUGACGUCCGACGACUGACGACCUACGGUGCUGCCCUGCUUCUUGGUGACGACUGACGCUUCUCAAGACCUCAUAUCGAAGUCUUGGUUACCUCCACAGCUUUGGAGGAAGCUCUUCACUUUCUCUUAAACUGAAAUCACUGAGCCGAAGAAUUCAAGAAAGAAGACCAAGAAGAUGGGUAAUCAGAAGCAAAAGUGGACGCAAGACGAAGAAGACGCGCUCAUAGCCGGCGUGGAAAAACACGGUCCAGGGAAGUGGAAGAACAUUCUCAAAGACCCCCAGUUUGCACCAUUUCUCACUUCACGUUCCAAUAUCGACCUCAAGGAUAAAUGGCGAAAUUUGAGUGUUAGCAAUGGCACUCAAGGAUCUAAGGAAAAAUCUAGGGUUCCUAGAAUCAAGGCUGGGGCCCCUAUUGCUGCUUCCCCAGUUGCUGCUGCUGCUGCUAGUAAUGCCAUUGUUGUUGCCGGGGAAGAUGCUACUAUUGUCACCACUAUGAUUCAUCAACCUGAUCCUUCUGUUGCUGUGGGUGAUUCCUCUCAAAAUGACGAAGAUGCCAAGAAUCGUCCGAGGUACAAUGCAAUGGUUUUAGAAGCUUUGUCAGCUUUGAAAGAUGCUAAUGGAUCUGACCUGAAUGCCAUUGUUAACUUCAUUGAGCAAAAACACAAGGUUCCUCAGAAUUUCAGAAGGGCAUUGAGUACCAGGUUGAGGAGGCUUGUUAGUCAAGGGAAACUUGAAAAGGUACAAAACUGUUACAAGAUUAAAAAGGACUAUUCACCUGUGCCAAAAUCACCAGUUGCUGUGAAAAAGAAUGUGUGGCUACAACGGCAACAACCACCACCACCCCCCGAGUUUGUGGCAUCUAAUGAGACAAUAAAGGAAGCUGCUGAAACUGCAGCCUACAGAAUUGCCGAGGCCGAAAGCAAGUCAUAUUUAGCCGCUGAAGCAGUCAAGGAGGCAGAACGAAUUGCACGCUUAGCUGAAGAUGCUGACGCGAUGUUACAGCUAGUACAACAGAUUUAUGAUGCUUGUUCGCGCGGUGAAGCUGUCAUCUUGGCAUCUUAAGUUGGUCAGUGUCGGGUCUAUCAAUGGACUUCUGGAUUUUGCUCUCUGUAAAAAUAGUUGUUCAUAUAUCGAAUUUCAUUUCAUGAAGCUGCACUUAGGUGAUGUUUAUAUUUAGUAACACAGUUCACCGAUUUUGCAUCCGAACUCGAAGCAAUAUACAAACUAAUAUGAAGUUAGUUUCAUAUGUUAA
Arachis stenosperma is the source of this 1392-nucleotide messenger RNA. Its product is annotated as telomere repeat-binding factor 4-like. The record is from RefSeq and is a predicted model, not a curated record. Bases 315 to 1202 code for a protein of 295 amino acids. Gene Ontology annotation, molecular function: double-stranded telomeric DNA binding. NCBI's taxonomy places the organism in Eukaryota, Viridiplantae, Streptophyta, Magnoliopsida, Fabales, Fabaceae. Gene Ontology annotation, biological process: nucleosome assembly. The transcript has 7 exons. Gene Ontology annotation, cellular component: nucleosome.